UUGUACAAACAAUGAUCUCACUGAUAAGAAAAAGACAAAAAAGAAUUGACCAAAACCAUGGUUUCAAAAACGCUAUUCUUCCUGCUGCUUCUCACGGUGGCAUUGGUCAUGUUUCUGACCGGAACUCUAGCCACGGCCGAAGAGGAAGGUUCCGAGACUUCUAGCUCAGCGAGAAAGCCUCUGGUGAAGAUUGUGAAAGGCAAAAAGUUAUGCGACAAAGGAUGGGAAUGUAAAGGAUGGUCCCAGUAUUGUUGCAACCAUACAAUCUCCGAUUUUUUUGAGACAUAUCAAUUCGAGAAUCUAUUUUCUAAGCGUAACAGCCCGGUGGCUCACGCCGUCGGGUUUUGGGAUUACCGAUCAUUCAUCACCGCCGCCGCUGAGUAUCAGCCUCUUGGCUUCGGUACCACCGGUGAGAAACUUCAACGCAUGAAGGAAGUCGCUGCGUUUCUUGGCCACGUUGGUAGCAAAACCUCAUGCGGUUACGGGGUUGCAACGGGCGGACCAUUAGCUUGGGGAUUGUGUUACAACAAGGAGAUGAGUCCUGAUCAGCUCUAUUGCGACGAUUACUACAAAUUGACGUACCCUUGUACCCCUGGAGUCUCGUACCACGGCCGAGGAGCAUUACCGGUUUACUGGAAUUACAAUUAUGGUCAAACCGGGGAGGCUUUGAAAGUGGACCUACUGAGUCACCCAGAGUAUCUGGAGAACAACGCCACGUUGGCGUUUCAGGCGGCGAUUUGGAGGUGGAUGACACCACCGAAGAAGCACUUGCCGUCAGCGCACGAUGUCUUCGUCGGGAAAUGGAAGCCGACGAAGAACGACACGGCGUCGAAACGAGCUCCCGGGUUCGGAGCCACCAUAAACGUUCUUUACGGCGAUCAAAUCUGCAACAGCGGAUUCGACAACGAUGAGAUGAACAACAUCGUUUCUCACUACUUGUAUUAUCUUGAUCUGAUAGGCGUUGGAAGAGAAGAAGCUGGUCCUCACGAGACUCUAUCGUGCGCCGAUCAAGAACCCUUCGUUUCUUCCUCCUCAUCUGCUCCUCCGAGCUCUGGCUCCUCUUCUUGAGUGAUGUUCUUAUGUAACAUGGUUCGGUUGAGUUUGGUGUAUAAUGUGUUUUUGACUUUUUCAUGGGCUUGGUUUUCGAUAUUUUGUAAAGAACAUACGUACGAUUUACAAUAUUUUCCACACGAAAAGGAUAAAACACAUUCCUAGUUCGGUCAAAAGAAGUGCAAUUUAUUUA
Messenger RNA from Capsella rubella, 1243 nucleotides. RefSeq names its product chitinase-like protein 2. The record is from RefSeq and is a predicted model, not a curated record. The transcript is spliced from 3 exons. Gene Ontology annotation, molecular function: chitinase activity. Lineage: Eukaryota; Viridiplantae; Streptophyta; Magnoliopsida; Brassicales; Brassicaceae. Bases 58 to 1068 code for a protein of 336 amino acids. Gene Ontology annotation, biological process: chitin catabolic process; cell wall macromolecule catabolic process; carbohydrate metabolic process.